ACGGGUGAUUAUCAAAAAUUUGGGUUAUUGGUCGGGCGGGCAAUGUGAAUCUCUUGAUUUCUGGCGUGGAGAGAGUGUAUGGUGAGACUGUCCGGUGUCAUUGAGAAAGCCGUCUUGGACUUGGAGACUGUAACGCUCGCACAAGUGGCACAACUUCAGGCUCAGUCCGUGGUCUGUCGGUCUAUAGAACGCACGUAUGUACAGUUACUCACGAACUGUGCCACUAAUUGCCCACUUCUUAUGCUGUUUGGCCACCUGUAAAUAAAUUUAAUAACGCCGAAACUCUUUAAGAAGAAACAAACAAAAAAACACACUUAUACACAACAAUCCAGUGAGUCCAAAGACAGUUGGGGUUUUCCUUGUUUUCGGUACAAUUAACUUUGUAUAUUUUUUUUGUUGGAUAGUGCUGUGCAGUGCCAGGGACUAAGUACUUUAUAAUAAUCCGUAUUCAAGCAGUGAUUUUGGUAUUAGAUGCGUUAAGAAUAUAAUGGAACAGGUAGCAGCAUUUGGUCCACCGCCGUUGCCACCGAAGACAAGAAGGUCCCCUCCAGUCUCAGCAACGGUACUAUCAAGUUCCACUGCAGACGUCUUCGGUUACACCGUGCCGGAAGUUCAUACAGGACAUUCGCAGAUCUGCAGCACUGGAACAACAUCGGGCAAUCAUGUCGUCAAAAUCCGCAUCAAUCCAGAAGACGCUAGUGUGAACAGUACAGGUGACGCGGGUGUCGUCUGCGAGAUAUCACCUUGCAUCCGUAUCAGCGUCAACUCGAACGAAACGGAGAUGAUUCAGAACAAUAUCACCGAGUCGGCGAACUCCAACGCUUAUUUCUACUACAAUCCAUUCAACUGCGGAACUGUUAUCUCGAGUGGACAGGUAUCACCUAGUGAUACCUUGGAUUCGGGCACAUGCAGCGAUCUGGAUAGUACUCCACCGCCUCCGUUGCCUAAGAAGAAAUCAGCAGGUGUCAGUGUGACCGUUAUCGGAGCUCAGCACAAGAGAGCACCCAGUUUGACGAGCAGCGGCGCCGACGCCGACAGCGAUGACAACGAGAGCAACAUCAGCUGCGACUCACUGAAUAGCGGGGACCUUCCGGAGGAACUUUCCGAUGACAAAUUUGUGAAGGAAUGCAAGGCUAGCGCAUUUCUUCCCCAAGGUCUUCUCAAAGACAUCAGAGAUAGAUCCAUCAAACUGACUCAAACCGAAAAGAUCGAACAACACGAUGAUCUUGGCGGCAUGAAGCCUGAGAAACAGAUCACCGAAUCCUUGAACAACAAUAACAAGAAGAUCAUCGAGGAAUGCAUUUACGAAGAAAGGGACCAAAAGCCUGCCGAUGCACCGACUAAUAUUAUUUACGACACUGACAAAUUCUACAAGUUUCAUUUGAACGAACAUUUGGACGAUGAGGAGAAUGUAAAAGUGACCAAUUUCAAUACACAAGGGGACGAGUCUUUUGCCGGCUACAAAGACUUGCUAGGUGAAGAUGGCGCAUCCACGAUCCGUAGCGCUCGUGGUACUGUUAGAGGUGUGAAAAAUCGUGUCAGAGCUGGAAUAGCUACAUUCCUUCAGAUCAAUGACUACGCGAAG
Messenger RNA from Nicrophorus vespilloides, 1585 nucleotides. RefSeq names its product glutaredoxin domain-containing cysteine-rich protein CG31559-like. Lineage: Eukaryota; Metazoa; Arthropoda; Insecta; Coleoptera; Silphidae. The record is from RefSeq and is a predicted model, not a curated record. The annotation marks the transcript as partial. The transcript has a single exon.